CACGUUAUUAGGCACUGAGUAUACAAGUACAAAGAAUGAAAUGACUUUCACUCACAAUGUUCAUAUUCUUUCUUGAAGUCGUUACUUCCCACAUCCCUUUCCCUGCUUCAUAUUCCCUAAUUUGUUUUCAUUCUCCCCUCUCUCCCCUUACGUGGGCCCUCUUCAGAGCAGGCUCUUCAGAGGAACGACCAAAGGCUGGACUUAAAUCAAUGAAGAACUGAGACCCUUGAGGCCACCUCACCACAAAGAAUGUGGAAAGCCUAGUGAUUCCUCAACAAAGAACUCCCUCCUCCACCCUACUGCCCAAACACACAAUCACACCAAACCCCUGGGAAACCGACGCCAAGGCCUGGCUCCCAAACUCCCAUGCCACCCUCUAGGCACCCCUCGAAGCACAUUCUUGCCUACACUGACCCCCUCAAUUUUUAUUCUUGCCUAUAUAAUCUCCUAAGGUCGUUCCCAUAGUUCACUCCUGCCCACUCUGGUUCUGAGACCCCUCAAGUUCACUCCUCCCUGACUCGCAUCUGAGAACCCUCCCCAAAUUCACUCUUGCCCGCUUCGCAUCUGGGAGCUCCCCCAAACCGCACCCCUUCCCACAACAGCUUCAAGACUCUCUCUAAAACUGAUUCCUGCCCACGCUGGCUUGCGCACGCCACCCACCCGGGAUAUAUAUUUAAAAAAAAAAAAAAGAUUCGAUGGCAUCCUCCUGGGCGCCGGUUGCAGCGCUUGCCGCCCCGGGCAGGCGGGCGAGCAGGCGAGCUGGCGGGCGGCUAGGGCGGCUGCAAACCCGCUUCCUCCUGACUGGUGUCAGAUGACUGUGUAAAGAUGGCCGAAGGGGAGGCUGGCGGCUCCCCGGACGUGGAUCCGCGGGAAGACUUUGAGAUCAUCGACCGGACCCAGAUCCCCCCGGCGAGCGAGCUGCGCGGCGGGGCUGGGGGCAAGGCGGCGGCCGGGGACGACGCCGGCUGGUCGCACCCCUUCUUCUCGCUGGCCAGGAAGGCGUCCGAGAACUUGUCGGUGAGCUGCGGCCACGCGCUGCGCUCCGCAGCCUCGUCCGCCGGGCUCCGCAGCAGACUCCCAGGCAGCGGCGGCGGAGACGGCCCCGCCGGCCCAGCUGCUAAAUGCCAAAUGAUGGAAGAACGCUCCAACCUCAUGAAUAUGAUGAAGCUGAGUAUUAAAGUCUUGAUCCAGUCAGCCCUGAGCCUAGGUAGAAGCUUGGAUGCAGACUACGCCCCUUUGCAACAGUUCUUUGUGGUGAUGGAGCACUGUCUCAAACAUGGCCUGAAAGUUAAGAAGAGUUUUAUUGGCCAAAAUAAGUCUUUCUUUGGUCCCCUGGAGUUGGUGGAGAAACUUUGUCCGGAAGCAUCAGAUAUAGCCACUAGUGUUAAAAAUCUGCCAGAGUUAAAGACAGCAGUGGGAAGAGGAAGGGCUUGGCUUUACCUUGCACUCAUGCAAAAGAAAUUGGCAGAUUAUCUGAAAGUGCUUAUAGAUAAUAAGCAUCUCUUAAGUGAAUUCUACGAACCUGAGGCAUUGAUGAUGGAAGAAGAAGGAACAGUAAUUGUAGGUCUGCUGGUAGGACUCAAUGUUCUCGAUGCCAACCUCUGCUUAAAAGGAGAAGAUUUGGACUCUCAGGUUGGAGUGAUCGAUUUUUCCUUGUAUCUUAAGGACGUACAGGAUAUCGAUGGUGACAGAGAACAUGAAAGAAUUACUGAUGUCCUUGAUCAAAAGAAUUAUGUCGAAGAGCUUAACAGACACUUAAGCUGCACUGUUGGGGAUCUCCAGGCCAAGAUAGAUUGUCUAGAAAAGACCAAUUCAAAACUUCAAGAAGAGCUUUCAGCAGCUACAGAUCGGAUUGAUUCACUUCAAGAAGAACAGCGACAGUUAAAAGAACAAAAUGAAUUAAUCCGGGAAAGAAGUGAAAAGAGUGUAGAGGUGACAAAACAGGAUACAAAGGUAGAGCUUGAGACCUACAAACAAACCCGACAAGGCCUGGAUGAAAUGUAUAGUGAUGUGUGGAAACAGCUGAAAGAGGAAAAGAGAGUGCGAAUGGAACUAGAAAAAGAACUGGAGCUGCAGAUUGGAAUGAAGGCAGAGAUGGAGAUUGCAAUGAAACUGCUAGAAAAGGACACACACGAAAAACAAGACGCGCUAGUCGCUCUUCGCCAACAACUGGAGGAAGUCAAAGCAAUUAACUUGCAGAUGUUUCAUAAGGCUCAGAAUGCAGAGAGCUGUUUACAACAGAAGAAUGAAGCAAUCACAUCUUAUGAAGGAAAAACCAGUCAAGUAAUGUCUGCCAUGAAAGAAAUGGAAGAGAGAUUACAGCACUCUGAAAAGGCCAGGCAGAGGGCUGAAGAGAGAAACAACAAACUGAAGCAAGAAUUUGGUGGCAAAGUUGAAACCCUGCAACAGCAACUGUCCCAGUUGGACAAACAAUGCUCAAGUCUCGAGAGAGAGCUGAAAUCAGAAAAAGAGCAAAGGCAAGCUCUUCAGAAAGAGUUGCAACAAGAAAAAGAUACCGCCUCUCUGCUCAAAGCUGAGUUGCACCAGGUAGAAGGGUUGAAAAAGGAACUUCAGAAACUCUAUGAGAAGAAAGAAGAAUUACAGAAGAUUUGUGAAGAACAGGAACAAGCCCUGCAGGAAAUGGGACUGCACCUCAGCCAAUCAAAGCUGAAGAUGGAAGAUAUAAAAGAGGUCAAUAAGGCACUAAAGGGUCACACCUGGCUAAAAGAUGAUGAAGCAACAUACUGCAAACAGUGUGAGAAAGAGUUCUCCAUCUCCCGGAGGAAGCAUCACUGUCGGAACUGUGGACACAUUUUUUGUAACACAUGUUCAAGCAACGAACUCGCACUGCCAUCCUACCCAAGGCCUGUACGUGUGUGUGAUGCCUGCCACACCCUCCUCCUUCAGAGAUAUUCAUCCAGUUCUUCGUAGGGGUCAUGAAAGCUAAAAAGGCUGUAAGUUAGCUGCAGAGCAAAUGAAUUUCUGCCUCCGAACAAGAUUGGGAAUGUGAAUUUUGCAGUAUUUCUAAUCAUUCUAAAGAAACGUUCCUGGCAAUUUAACUAUUUGUCAUUCAGGAAAAGAGCAAAGGAAGGCCUUAGAACAGUAACCAGAUCCUGUUUGUCCUUACUGUUAAUGCAAUCUGUAUGUUACUAAUUGUACGGGGGGUUUGUGAGAGCAAAGAAGAAAAAAAGGUUCAUAAACAGGGCUUCAUCUAUUUUAAUGUACUUUAAUUGUUCUUCAAUGUGCCGAAAUAUUGAGGUAUGCUUUUUUUAUGGUCUAGAUUUUUUUUCUCUGUUUAAAAUUUCCUAUUUCUUCUUUGCUCUCUUGACUUUGGUCCUCUUCAGAAUGGUUGUUUUUCUGCACAAUGAAUCUCAAGAUUUUGCUACUGUAAUUUUUCACUUGUAAAAUAAUCAACAUUAUUUGGGACUGUGGGUGUGUACAGCUACAGAUUUUUUUUCAUCUUUGAAGUCUUUUCUGAUUCAUGUGUCUCCAGGAAAAUGGAUUUCCUCCCUUUGAGCUAAAAUAAACAUCAAGGUUUGCUUCUCGUGUCCAUAGGAUACAAUAAAAGCUUUUGAUCUGUG
Phascolarctos cinereus (koala) is the source of this 3581-nucleotide messenger RNA. RefSeq names its product RUN and FYVE domain containing 1 (gene RUFY1). Gene Ontology annotation, cellular component: cytoplasm; intracellular membrane-bounded organelle. NCBI's taxonomy places the organism in Eukaryota, Metazoa, Chordata, Mammalia, Diprotodontia, Phascolarctidae. The record is from RefSeq and is a predicted model, not a curated record. Gene Ontology annotation, biological process: protein transport; regulation of endocytosis. Gene Ontology annotation, molecular function: metal ion binding.